UGUCAGUGUCAAAAUUGUAAAUCAAAAAGAAACGCGUGUGAACCUAUUUUAUUUUGCUUCGUGCGUUGUACAACAAAUAUCAGUUUCUCUCGGCGAUAUUCACUGGUUCACAAGAAAUGGUGACAUAACGAUUUCUAUAAAAAUGGCAGCUAUUAAUAUAAUUUAAUAUUCAACCAUAAAGGGCAGGUGAUUGUUAUUAUUGUGUUCGCAAAUCAAUAAUUUCGUUAACAAAAUGGAAGGCAAGAAGAUAUCCUUCGGUUUUAUGAAAACGAAAAAGCAAGACAAACCGGUAACCACUGAAAAGAAAGAGUACAUUGAGUGCGUGGAAGAAAAAGCCAUUAAAGUUAUUGGAGGCGAGGUCAUAGAAGAAGCUAAUCCAUUGGUAAUACCCAUGAAACCAAACACCUUAAUAACAGCAGAGAAACUUAAAGAAAUUGCUGUUAAAGUGGAAAAUUUUGAUGAACCAGAAAUUAAAGUUGAAAAGGAGGAGGAGCCUGUGGUGCCUGAGAAUGAAACCUUAGAUCAGAUGGCCAUUAGAGAGUUGAUGAUGGAAGCAAAAAAAGUUAAGAAAGAAGUUGAAACAGAAGAGUUAGUUUUGCCAAUCAAUGCCAAACCAGUAAUGGAUGGACAAGCAGAGGCAACACUGGAUGACUAUGAGUCAGUUCCUAUACAAGAAUUUGGGAUGGCAAUGCUACGUGGCAUGGGCUGGACACCAAGUAAAGAUCAAUCUAAAUACAAGCAACCUCAACUACGUCCGAAAGGUUUGGGUCUAGGCGCCGAUAAAGUGAUCAAAGAAAAGGAAAAAAGCCAAUCUGCCAAAGACAAGGAGGAAGAAUUGUCUAUAGUUAACAACUCAUUUGUUAAGAUAACAACUGGGAAAUACAAUGGACUGUAUGGCAAGGUGGUAAGUUUAGACGAAGAGAACGGCCGCGUCAUGGUCGACAUAACAAUGAAGAAGACAACGGUCAGCCUCAGCGAGUUCAUGAUGCAAGCUGUCACAAAAUCCGAGUUUGAUAAGCAGUCAAAGGUUAUAAACUCGGAGUCCUAUGAAGAAUAUAAAAAGAAAGAAUCGCUUAAAUCUUCCAAAAGUUAUAAUUCAACAAAAUCAGUGGAAGUAAGAAAUGAAGGAACAUCGAGCAAAAAGUCGAAUGAUGCCCGCGAAAAAGAAUAUAUGGAAAAACGUGAAGUUAAACGUAAUGAUGAUGAAAAACACUCAAAUGGAAAUAAAAGUACCGAGAAGGACAGACAUAGAAAAGAAUCUUCUAGCAGCGAGGAAGAACGAAGUCGACACAGAAAGAAGAAUAACAAGAAAUACAGUAGUAACGAAUCUUUAAGCUCCGAAUCUGACCAUAGACGUAAAGCAUUUGAUAGAAGACGGCAUAGUAGUAGCGAAUCUUCAGAUACAAGUAAUCGUAAGAAAGAGAAAAGUCGCAGAAGUAAGUCAUCUAAAGAAAAAAAGGAUAUAGACAAGAAAAGAAAAGGAAAGAAGAAAAAGAGGGAUAGAGAUCGCUCACCUAACUAUAAAAAGUAUAGAAAAUAAGACUUAAAAAAUAAUUUAUUA
Messenger RNA from Pararge aegeria (speckled wood butterfly), 1561 nucleotides. Its product is annotated as peptidyl-prolyl cis-trans isomerase G. Gene Ontology annotation, cellular component: spliceosomal complex. Gene Ontology annotation, biological process: mRNA splicing, via spliceosome. The transcript has 6 exons. NCBI's taxonomy places the organism in Eukaryota, Metazoa, Arthropoda, Insecta, Lepidoptera, Nymphalidae. The coding region runs from base 233 to 1540 and encodes 435 amino acids. The record is from RefSeq and is a predicted model, not a curated record.